This is a messenger RNA of Prosopis cineraria, 1257 nucleotides long. RefSeq names its product cationic peroxidase 1-like. The record is from RefSeq and is a predicted model, not a curated record. Gene Ontology annotation, molecular function: peroxidase activity; heme binding. The coding region runs from base 50 to 1018 and encodes 322 amino acids. The transcript is spliced from 4 exons. Gene Ontology annotation, biological process: response to oxidative stress; hydrogen peroxide catabolic process. NCBI's taxonomy places the organism in Eukaryota, Viridiplantae, Streptophyta, Magnoliopsida, Fabales, Fabaceae.
GUUUUCCUCAAGUGCAAACGCAGAAACAUCACUGAGAUUGUGGUGUGUGAUGACUCAAUCGAAAAUGGCUGUCUCAGAUUGUUACAAAGCUUGCUUGUGUGUGUUAUUGAUGGUGUUUGGGUUGGCUUGUGGUCAGCUAACUUCAAAUUUCUACGGCACAUCUUGCCCCACGGCUCUCUCCAUCAUAAGAUCUGCUGUGGUCAGUGCAGUUUACAAAGAGCAUCGCAUGGGCGCUUCCUUGCUUCGUCUCCAUUUCCACGACUGCUUUGUCAAUGGGUGUGACGCGUCAGUGCUGUUAGAUGACACGUCGAGCUUCACAGGGGAGAAGACAGCAGCAGCAAACACGAAUUCCCUGAGAGGUUUCGAAGUGAUCGACGACAUCAAAUCCAAGUUGGAGGCUGCUUGUCCAGGAGUUGUUUCUUGUGCUGAUAUUCUAGUUGUUGCAGCUCGUGAUUCUGUUGUAUCUUUGGGUGGGCCAUCAUGGACAGUAGAGUUAGGCAGAAGAGACUCAACCACAGCAAGUAAAGAUGCAGCCACUCAGGAUAUUCCAUCUCCUUUAAUGGAUCUCAAUGCCCUUAUCAAAGCCUUUUCCGAUAAGGGUUUUACCGCAAAGGAAAUGGUAACCCUCUCAGGAGCUCACACAACGGGACAAGCGAGAUGCCAGUUAUUCCGAGGUCGGAUAUACAACGAAACCACCAUUGACACAGACUUUGCAACGUCAGUGAAAUCCAAGUGUCCUAGCCUUGGCAACGACGACGACCUGUCGCCACUGGAUGUGACCACCAAUGUUCUGUUCGACAACGCUUAUUACAAGAACUUGGUGAACAAGAAAGGGCUUCUUCAUUCGGAUCAACAGCUCUUCAGUGGUGGCUCCACCGACUCUCAGGUCACUUCCUACAGCACCAACCCUUCGUCUUUCUUCCAAGACUUUGCUACUGCUAUGGUCAAGAUGGGAAACCUUAGCCCUUUGACCGGCUCUAGUGGUCAGAUUCGCACUAAUUGCCGCAAGGUUAACUGAUCAUGACGAUGAUGAUUCAUCUGCAGAACAUGCUCUGUUUUAAUUUGUUAUGUUUGUUAUCUAGUAAUUCCAUGUUUAAUUUUUCUGGUGUUUGCUAGCGUAUUAUGUGGAUCCAGUUACAAGUAAUUAAUGAUCGUCUAAGUUGUAACGUAUUCUCAUGCAUACGCUCUCCCUCAAAACGGAGAUGGAUGUGCUGGUUUGGUUUUAUUCGAAAUUUAGUAAUGAUUUGUUUCCCUCCA